This is a messenger RNA of Trematosphaeria pertusa, 1551 nucleotides long. RefSeq lists its product as uncharacterized. Bases 1 to 1551 code for a protein of 516 amino acids. The record is from RefSeq and is a predicted model, not a curated record. Lineage: Eukaryota; Fungi; Ascomycota; Dothideomycetes; Pleosporales; Trematosphaeriaceae. The transcript has 2 exons.
AUGCCUGUUGGUGCCUUCGGUGACCAUCCUUCUCAGGGUGACUUGAUGCGCAUUGUGCUAGCAGCAACUCCUGGUCGCCGAGGCCCCGAGGCCCGGGGGUUUCAAGGGGUCAUAUCUUUACUUUUGACUUGGCAGCGCAUGGGAAGCGGAACUGUGCGCUGCUCCGUGCUGCAUUUAAGCUAUAUGGAGUCAGCACUCGAGUCGAAGACUCCAAAUUCCCCACGAAAGCAUCAACUUUCUUCGUCAGCAUUUCUGGCUAAGCAACGUCGCCCCUUCGGUGUUUCUAAGGAGGCCAAGAAAGCCACUGGAGAGAUCAAGAGCAUCGAAGUCCAACUUAAGGACAUUGACCUCUCAACGUCAAAUGCUGGCCGUCCGGAAGGAAACGAGGGCAUAAUCUUGACGCCAGUGGCCGAACAGGACUUGGCACGAGGAAUUGAGCGAAACGGACCAUGCCAGGAGGGCCAUUCCCGCGUCCACAAGCUUGAAUGUGGCCACAUUGUGCUGUGCGAGCAUGCAACACCUUGCGGAAGCAACUGCCAGGAAGACACCGCCGUCUCGGACAAUGCACGCAUCUACUGCACCCUCUGCCUCCGUCGUGUGCUGAACUGGGAUGUGGAGCACCACAACAACCGCUGGCAGGAUCUGCUCCUGCCCACAUUCAUCAUGGAGGAGAAAGAAGGGGCGGACUGGAAAACAUACGAGAACGUCGUGAGAGCUUCUGAGCCAGCCUACAUCGAUCCCUCAGGCAACAUCAUCCGCCCUGUGACGCAACUCGCAGUCGCCCUGAUCCGCUCCUACGAGCGGCAAAAAGAAACCUUCCUCAAGUCGAAGCUCAAAACCACCUGCCUAGACAUCCUCCCCCUCCCCGACGAAGCCAAGCACUUAGUCAAAACCCGGGCCCUGGCCGACUUCAACCGCCUCCUCUGCCACCACCACACCUUCCAGCACAUGGACCUGCGCAACCUCGCCGCGCUCGCCCUCUGCGCCGCCGCCCACGAAACUAGUCCCGUGCACAUCGCCGACCGCCUCAUCACCGGCGCCCUCGACGCCGACCCCGCAGUCUUCGAGCACUUCCGUGCCGCGCACGACCACAUCGUCUUCAUCGCCGCCAUGGAGAAGGUGCGCGAUUUCGUCUUCGACGCACCCAAGAAAUACCGCGAGCAUCCCCGCUGGGCGCACGUCAUCCCCGUCACCAAGCGCAUCUGGCAAACCAUCAAGAGCAACAACGUCAUCAGCAGGACGCAGCGCAAGGGCUUCGAGGACGCGGUAACCGCGGCGUGUGUCGUUAUUGCUGCGGGCCAGUUCCGCAUCGUGGUUCCGUUUGAGGAUGCGUGCGCGGCGUUUGAGGUUAAGUCUGACACCGAGGAGCAGAGGACGGGGAAUAGGUAUGCGUAUGGGAAGGUGGCGAGGUAUGUCAAGGCGAGGGAUUAUAGGAGGCCCUUGGGGAGGCGGGUUAGUGCGAAUGAGAAAGUGAGGAAGAGGGUUUUGAGGCGGGAUAGGGAGACGGAGGGGCUGAAUAAGGCGUUGGCGUCGCUGUUUGAUGACUUCUAG